This is a messenger RNA of Diversispora eburnea, 237 nucleotides long. NCBI's taxonomy places the organism in Eukaryota, Fungi, Glomeromycota, Glomeromycetes, Diversisporales, Diversisporaceae. The record is from the annotation of a GenBank genome assembly.
AUGGCUAACAACAAUAAUUCUAAUCCUCCGCCUAACAAUAAUACUAAUCCUCCACCUCUUAAUAAUCUUAAUCCUCCACCUAACAAUAAUGCUAAUCCUCCGCCACUUAAUAAUCUUCAUCCUCCACCUAACAAUAAUCCUCCUAACCUCGAGGAAAUAAUUCAAAUGGUAGCAGUUAAUAUGAAUGCGCAAGGAAUCGAUGCUUCAUUUUUACAAAAUGGAAGAGAAUUAUUCUAG